AUGCUUCAACAGGUUGUGGCCAUGUGCCACUUUAUUCUCCUCAAGACAUGGUCUUUAGAGGACCAUAUCAGCUUUUAUUCAAAUGAGCCUACAACGGCUGGUUUGGUUUUGAAUGCAAAACCCUAUUUUAAUGAACCUGGAUUCGCACAUUCGAGAGGUUCUGCAAAUGGGGAGUAUCAAUCGAAGAUAUACAAUGAAACGACUUUGAUUUAUUCUUUCAAAACUAUGGUUUGCACCAUGAAGAAUCCACCCAAGGAAAUCGCCUCCACCACAGUCAACCUGUAUCAUCCCUCUUUGAAGCCUCUCAAAGGAAAACCUGAUCUGAAAUCACAUCCUCGUUGGCUUUCUUCUGGACCGUACAACUGCUUAGCGGCAACAACGACAUCGAUCACCCGAUAA
Lactuca saligna is the source of this 399-nucleotide messenger RNA. NCBI's taxonomy places the organism in Eukaryota, Viridiplantae, Streptophyta, Magnoliopsida, Asterales, Asteraceae. The record is from the annotation of a GenBank genome assembly.